Messenger RNA from Cicer arietinum (chickpea), 5748 nucleotides. RefSeq names its product protein NETWORKED 1D. Gene Ontology annotation, molecular function: actin filament binding. The record is from RefSeq and is a predicted model, not a curated record. Lineage: Eukaryota; Viridiplantae; Streptophyta; Magnoliopsida; Fabales; Fabaceae. Gene Ontology annotation, cellular component: plasma membrane.
UUUUUCAUUCUGCCAAAUUGUUUUUGUUUCCACUUUAACAGUUCUUUCUGACAUGCCGAGGGACAGUACCACCAAACCAACCUAUACUGCGUAAAAAGCAAAGCAUAACAAGAGAGAGAGAGAGAGAGAGAGAGAGAGAGAGAGAGAGAAAUAAACACCAUUGUUCACAUAACACAGAGAUCUAAAACCAACAUGGGGUGAACUUGUUUUUCGCUGAUACUGUUUAUUUGGAACAGAACAAUGGCUUGUUCAACUUUUUAUUUUUAUUUUUCUUACUGAUUCCCGUGUGUCAAACGUUUGUUCAUUCACUCUUGGAAUUCGAGACUUGAGAGCUUAACUCAUCAGAAGCAGCAAGGGACAUUGAUUGUGUUAUUGUGUUAAAGUGAUUCUGGUUUUUACUUCACCGAAUUUGUUCUCGAGAAAAGUUCUCGAGACAGCGGUGGUAGUAAUGGCGGCUCUGUCCUACGACGAUUCUAAAACAAAGUAUUCGUGGUGGUGGGACAGUCACAUAAGCCCCAAGAACUCAAAAUGGCUCCAAGAAAAUCUGACAGAUAUGGAUGUCAAGGUGAAGCAAAUGAUCAAGCUUAUCGAAGAAGAAGCGGAUUCCUUUGCCAGAAGGGCGGAAAUGUAUUACAAGAAGCGUCCGGAGCUUAUGAAAUUGGUUGAAGAGUUUUACCGGGCAUACCGAGCUUUGGCUGAGAGAUAUGAUCAUGCGACUGGAGUGAUACACCAAGCUCAUCGUACCAUGGCCGAAGUAUUUCCUAAUCAAGUCCCACCAGUACCGGUGGAUGAUUUACAUGCUGUUUCUUCCAUGGAGAAUGAGCCGCAUACGCCAAAUACUACCCACCGUUCACAUGAGUAUUCUGACUUGGGUGAAUUGCAAAAGGAUGCUUCUGCUCAUUUUCAUGGUAUCAAAAGGAAUGGAGCUUAUACUGAUGAAACAGAUACUGAAAUAAGCAGAAAGGGUUUGAAGCAGCUCAACGAACUCUUCAUGUCAGGAGAAUCAGUGAGUCAUGCAAUGUUUUCCGAAGGGCGUGCUAGAAGGGGGCUCAAUUUUCUCGACGCUGAGGAGGAUAAUGGACUAAACAAUGGAAGCCAUGAUACUGGGAAUCAGGCCCUAUCGGAUUCCGAGCGGAUGACCAGAACCGAGACAGAAAUUUUGGCAUUAAAGAUAGCCCUUGCUAGACUGGAAAAUGAAAAGGAAGACGGCUUGAUUCAGUAUCAGCAGAGUCUGGAGAGAUUAAAUAAUCUGGAAUCCGAAAUGUAUCGUGCAAGAGAGAAUUCUCAAGGACUUGACGAACGAGCUAGCAAAGCUGAAGCUGAAGUGCAAACCUUGAAGGAAGCCCUUGCUGAAUUGCAGGUUGAAAGAGAAAAUAAUCUUCUUCAGUACCAGCAGACCUUAGACAAAACAUGUAAUCUGGAGAAAAAUAUUUCUUCGGCUCAAAAGGAUAUAGGAGAACUUAAUGAACGAGCUACCAGAGCUGAAACUGAAGCCGAGUCCUUAAAGGCAGACCUUGCUAGAUUAUAUUCUCAAAAGGAAGCUGCAAUUUUUCAGUAUAACCAAUCCUUAGAGACAUUGUCAAAACUGGAGGAGAAAUUAGUACACGCCGAGGAGAACGCAAGGAGCACUAAUGAGCAAGCUAGAAUAGCUAAAAAUGAAAUUGAGGACAUGAAGUUAGAAAUCGGUAAACUCACCAAAGAGAAAGAAGAUGCGGCUCUUCGUUAUCAGCAAUGCUUGGAGAUAAUUUCUAGUUUGGAGCAUAAACUCUCUUGUGCCCAAGAGGAGGUGCGUGAGCUAAAGUGCAAGAUAAUUGAUGGGGCUGAAAAGUUACAUAUUUCUGAACAAAUGCGUCUUCUCUUGGAAACAUCGAAUCAGACUCUACAGUCUGAAUUGCAGUCUUUGGCACAGAAGACAGGGUCUCAAAGUGAAGAACUUUGCGAGAAGCAGAAGGAAUUGGGUAGACUUUGGACUAGCGUACAAGAGGAGAGGUUGCGAUCCAUUGAGGCUGAAACUGCUUUCCAAACGCUUCAGAGUUUGCAUUCUCAAUCUCAGGAAGAUCUUAGAUCUCUUGCUACUGAGCUUCAUAGUAAGAGUGAAAUUCUGGAGAAAAUGGAAUCACAUAAGCGGGCUUUAGAGGAUGAAGUACACAAGGCCAAGGAGGAAAACAAAAUUCUAAGUGAUUUCAAACUGUCUUCAUCUUCGUCUAUAAAUAAUUUGCAAGAUGAGAUAUUAAAUCUGAGGGAGAGGAUACAUAAACUUGAACUGGAAGUUGGACUGCGAGUGGAUGAAAGUAAUGCUCUUCAGCGAGAAAUUUACUGUCUUAAAGAGGAGCUUAAUGAUUUGAAAGUAAGACACGAAUCCACAAUGGCAGAGGUCAGAUCAACAGGCUUAGAUCCACAGUGCUUUGCCUUAUCUGUGAAGACACUGCAAGAUGAAAACUCAAAGCUGAAGGAAACAUGCGAGGCUGACGAAAGUGAAAAAGCGGCUCUGAAGGAAAAACUGGAUAUCAUGGAGAAGCUUAUGGAGAAAAAUGCUGCUUUGAAGAGUUCCGUUUUGGUUUUGAAUACUGAGCUGGAGAGUGUCAGAGGAAGGGUAAAGGUAUUGGAAGAAACUUGUGAAUCCUUGAUUGAGGAGAAAACCACUCUUGCUGCUGAGAAGGCAACCUUGUUUUUUCAGUUGCAAACCAAAGCAGAAAAACUGGAGAAGCUCUCAGAAAAAAACAACAUUUUAGAAAAUUCACUGUUUGGUGUGAAUGCUGAGCUUGAAGGAUUAAGGAUGAAGUCAAAGAUUUUAGAAGAGACUUGUUUGUUGCUUGACCAUGAGAAGUCUAGUCUCACCUCUGAGAAAAAAACCCUAGAUUCGCAAUUGAUCGUGACUCGUCAAGCACUGCAAGAUCUUGAGAAACAACGUAGUGAAUUGGAACUGAAAUAUUUGGAACUAAAAGCGGAAAGAGAGUCUGCACUUCAAAAGGUUGAAGAGCUACUGGUUUUAUUAUAUGCAGAGAGGGAAGAGCAUACCAGAACUGUGCAAUUGAAUGAAGGUCACUUGGUUGAGAAGGAAUUUCAAAUUCAUAUUCUACAAGAAGAUGCAAAUUACCAGAAAAAGGAAUAUGAAGAGGAACUGGACAGAGCUGUACACACUCAAAUGGAAAUUUUCAUCUUGCAGAAAUGUAUUUGUGAUUUGGAGCAAAAUAACUUCUCCCUACUAGUCAAGUGUCAGAGACUCUUGGAGGCAUCCGAAAUAUCUGACAGAUUGAUAUCUAAAUUGGAGAAUGACAAUGUUCAGAAGCAAGUUAAUGAAAAUUUGUUGUCUGUGAAAAUUAGAACACUAAGGAUUGGGCUGCUUCAGGUGUUAAAAACUCUUGACAUUAAUAGCAAGUGUUUGUCUGAAGAUAAUGUUAAAGAAGACCAGGAGCUUCUGACCCACAUACAUGAGAACCUUCAAGAGAUGCACAAUUCUUUUAUUGAAGUUUUUCAUGAAAACCAGCAAGCAGCCAUUGAGAAUUCAUAUCUUAAGGAGUCAUUUGUAGUGUCAAACACUGAACUAAAAUUAGUCGAAUUUGUCAAUGAUCGAUUAAAUUGUCUGAUUAGGAAUGGAAAGGAAUUGUUGUCUCAAAAGGAAAAUGAGAUUUUGGAAGCAGCAGAGAUGUUUAGUGCUUUGCAGGAUGAGAAAAAGGCAUUGCAAAAAUUGGUGGAAGAUCUGAAGAGUAAGUAUGAAGAGGCGAGGGUGAUACUUGAAGACCAAGCUAGUGAAAUUUUGAAAUUUUCCUCAGACAAGGAUUGCCAAAAUGAAGAGCUUGGAUACCUUUGUGAAGUGAACAAGAAGUUGGAGGCAGAAAUGAGGAACCUGCAUCAAGAACUUGGAGAAAUUAAACUGAGGGAAGAAAGGCAAAGUUAUGAAUUACUCAAGGGAGCAGAUGAGAUUGAACAGUGGGAAUCUCAGGCUGCCACAUUCUAUACCGGGAUGCAAAUUUCUACUGUCAAUGAGACAUUCUUCGAAGGGAAGGUCCAUGAGCUAGCCGAUGCAAGUGAGAAUCUUGAAUGCAGAAGCAGCUUUGAAGUUAUGGACAGUGAAAAGCUGAGAGAAAGAGUUAACAAGUUGGAAGGUGAAAACAAGAGAUUAAGGGGUCAGUUGGCUGGUUAUGUCACAGCUGUUAGUGGUUUGAAUGACUGUAUAACAUCCUUGGAGAUGCAGACACUUGCACAUGCACAACCUCAUGACUACAAAGAAUCAAAGAUUAAAAAGUUGGUGAAUAAUAAAUACGCUGAAGGUGAUCCACGAACAAGUGAAGAUCAAAAUGCUACAGAAACAGAUGCACUUCCAGACUUCCAAGACAUGCAGAAAAGGGUUAAUGCUAUAGAAAUGACAGUUAAAGAGAUGAAUGAAAGUUUCAAGCCUAGGGAUGAAAUGAAAGAGAUUCAAGUGUUGAAAUCUGGAAUCAGCUGGCGCCAAGGAAAUGCUCAACUGAUCAAGCAUUCUACUCAAAUGGAUGAAGCAAAGGAGCAUCAAUGUAUAGCUUUUUAUGGACAUAAGACAGGAAAAUCAUUGCAAGAUGUUCCUGUAACAGAAAUUGAAGUUCUGCCAAAAGACAUCAUGCUUGAUCACAAGGCUGAAUGUUCAUCAUAUAGGAUAAGUAGGAGAGGAGCUCAUGAGUCUGGUGAUCAGAUGCUUGGAUUGUGGGAAACUGCCAAUAAGGAUGGCAUUAUUGGCCUGACAGUCGGCAAGGCACAGAAGGACACUGCCCCUACUGGAUACCAUAAAAGGGAAUCCAAAAACAAAUUUCCUUCGGUAGAGUCCUUGAUUGAAAAGGAGUUGAGUGUGGACAAAUUAGAGAUCUCAACACAGUUGCAACCGCUGCUGCCUGAAGGCAAUAAGAGGAAGGUUUUAGAAAGACUUGAUUCAGAUGCUCAAAAGCUGAUGAACCUUGAAAUCACUGUACAUGAUUUGAUAAACAAAAUGGAAAUUAUUGAGAAGAGCGCACAGGGAAAAGGUAUCGAGUACGAUGUGGUUAAAGGGCAGCUUGAAUCUGCUAAGGAGGCCAUCACAAAGCUGUUUAAUGCCAACCGCAAGUUGAUGAAGAAUGUAGAAGAGGGUACAUCAUAUUUUUCUGGGAAAUCAAUAACAGUGUCGGAUGAGAGUGGAAGUGGAAGUAGAAGGAGAGUUUCAGAAAAGGCUCGAAGAGGAUCUGAAAAAAUAGGACGGCUGCAGUUGGAGGUGCAGAGGCUGCAAUUUUCACUUCUAAAAUUGAAUGAUGACAAAGAAGGAAAAGGAAAAGGAAAAGCAAUGAUUGACGAUCAAAAUCCAAGAGUCCUUUUGCGAGAUUAUCUCUAUGGCGGGACAAGGAAAAGCUACCUCAAUAGGAAGAAGAAAACAUCCUUUUGUGCAUGCAUACAGCCUCCAACUAAGGGAGAUUGAGUCGGCAAGAUUUUUAGCGUAGUUUAAAAUAUAUGGGGCAAAUGAUAAAUUAGCUUUCUUCUCUGUAAAUUUUCCUUUAAAGUCUAGACAUGUUUCAAGACCCUGCAUUUUUUCUCCAAUGGAGAGGAUAUGGGGUUCAUGUAACAUUUAGAUCCUAUUGUACAUGUAGUGUACCGUUCACUCACUUGAAGAGACUAUAGGAUGGAAAUUUCACCAUUUCACUUUCUGAAUCAUCCCUUCCAUCUUAUUUUAUUCUUGGUUAAAUGAGUAGUUAUUGCUUGGCUAGUACCAUUUUUACCAUGGUGGUGCCAUGCAAUUAUCUUCCUUUUUUA